Culicoides brevitarsis is the source of this 3423-nucleotide messenger RNA. It is a transcript of the gene neb, whose product is annotated as kinesin-like protein KIF14. The record is from RefSeq and is a predicted model, not a curated record. Lineage: Eukaryota; Metazoa; Arthropoda; Insecta; Diptera; Ceratopogonidae. The transcript is spliced from 6 exons. Gene Ontology annotation, molecular function: ATP binding; microtubule motor activity; microtubule binding. Bases 84 to 3317 code for a protein of 1077 amino acids. Gene Ontology annotation, biological process: microtubule-based movement.
UUCAUCAAUAAUCCCUCGUAAUUUCUCGUGCCAAUGUGUUUCGCAUCUCAUCACACCGCAAACUAGAGUCAAAAAUUCACAUCAUGGCAUUCAAAAACACCCCAAAUACGAAACGUUUGAAGACGGGCGAGCGAAAUGUCUCCGUGCCGCCAAAGAAAGUCGUCAGUAUCGCAACUCCCGGAAAGGCGGGCACUCCUGUUCCCUUGAGUCGUCGUUCCAAGUCAUCCACAUGCAUCACAUACACUCCAACAUCCACAAGCAAAUCGGGCAGUUAUGCUCUCAGCACACCCAAAAGCCUCACACGAAGAGCCUUGGAGCCCGUCGAAACGCCAGAUUACUUCAAUCCGGUAUCACUUGAGACCCCCCGUCGUUUCGCCAAAAGUGCAUCAGACAUCGUGACGGAUCUCUCGCUGGAGAGCACAAAAGAAGACGAAAUCUCAAAUCUAAAAGUAGCAAUUCGCGUAAGACCUAUGAGUGUAAAGGAAUUGUCGAAUUAUCGCGUGAAGAAUGUCGUUUCGUGCACAAAUAACGAAAUAACUGUGACAAAUGGCACAACAGCAGAUGGCUUAAGUGGCGUAAGUCACACAUUCCAUUAUGAUUACGUCUUUUGGUCGGCAGACACGGAAGACAAGCAUUACGCUGAUCAAAAGCAGGUUUUUGAUACGCUUGCCAAGCCCUUGGUUGAUGGCGCCUUCGAGGGAUACAACGUGUGUUUAUUCGCAUAUGGCCAAACAGGUUCUGGCAAAUCUUAUUCCAUGAUGGGAAUUGAUUCAGACGAUCCCGAUGAAUUAGGUUUAGAAGCUGGCAUCACUCCACGCUUCUGCAAGGAGAUCUUCAACCGCAUCGAGGAACUCAAAGAAAACUUUUAUGCCGAAGUCGAGGUCAGCUACUUUGAAAUUUACAACGAGAAAAUCCACGAUCUUCUCACUUUAUCAAGCGAAGAAGGAUUUAUCAACUUUGAAAAUGCAAAUUCGAAGAAAUCUGCUCUCAAAGUACGCGAACAUCCCGUUUUCGGGCCAUAUGUCGUCGAUUUGAGCACUCACAUGGUCGACAGUUACAAACUUUUGCGCGAUUGGCUCGCCGUUGGUAAUAGUCAACGUGCUACUGCCGCAACUGGCAUGAAUGACAAAAGCUCCCGAUCACAUUCAAUCUUCAAUAUCGUGUUAAAUCUCACGGAAAAGACAAAUGGACACGAUGCUGACGAAGUAAAACUUACGAAACGCAGCAAAAUUAGCCUCGUUGACUUGGCGGGAAGUGAACGGGUGUGUCACACAAACGCUUCGGCGGAACGUUACAAGGAAGGCGUCAGCAUUAACAAGAGUUUAUUGACUUUGGGAAAAGUUAUUUCAGCACUGGCGGAUACCAAGAAACAAAAUACCUUCGUGCCGUAUAGAGAAAGUGUUCUAACGUGGCUUUUACGUGAAAAUCUCGGAGGUAAUUCCCGCACAGCAUGUUUGGCGACAAUUUCCCCCGCAAACACGCACAUGGACGAAACGCUUUCGACGCUACGUUACGCCUGCACUGCCCGUCGCGUCACAAAUCGCGUGCGAGUCAACGAGGCACCGCACGAUAAGAUAAUCCGCGAACUCAAAGCCGAAGUCGAACGUUUACGUGCCCUCUCACAAAAUUUCGAAACACUUCAACGUCGAACGUCAAUUAACAAUCUCGAGCCGCGAAAAAUUAUCAUCGAAACGUCCGUGGAUGAUAACGAAAUUGAGGUAUUACGGCAACAGCUGCAGUCGACAGAGAAGGAAUUGGAACGUGCUCAGACAAAGUGGGAGGAAAGGUUAACGGAGAUGGAGGAGAUAAAGCGCGCGGAAACGCGAUUAUUGACGAAAAAUGGUCUCGCAUUGACACUUACGGCAGAAGAGCAACAGGCGUUGUUGAUAAAUAUUUCGCCGAAUAUGAUGGAAACUGGAAAUCUCUUGUAUUUAUUGCCGAUGGAGACAAUUAAAAUUGGUCGAUCGUCGUCUCUGACAAAUUCCUGUGUCGAUAUUUGCUUGAAUGCAACGGAUAUUGCGAAUCAUCAUUGCUCAAUUAUCAAUCGUGGUGCUAUAAUGUACAUUCAACCAGAGGCAGGCGACUCUCACAAGACAUAUCUCAACGGGAAACUUCUCGCUAAUGGUCAGAGAACCCGCAUUUAUCACGGAGAUACGAUAGUAUUAGGCACCUCUCAUUAUUUUAAAGUUGCCAACAAAUUAUGUCAAAACAUGUCAGAGAAUAAGAAUUACGAUUUCCAAAGUUGUCACGAAGAAAUACUUUCGGAGCUUGAGAAGCGUUUGCGUCAUGAAUGGGAUCAAGAUAAGCGAAAUGCAGUACGUAAAACGGAAUUAGCUUGCACCAAAAAGUUAUCAGACUACCAUCAAAAGAUGACAGAGCUCGAAAGUGAAGUUGCCCGUUUGAAAAAAGAAUUUAUACAACAAGAAAAAUCAAAACGACGUUCGAGUCAGAUGCUCUUGAAGAGUCCCGAUUUAACAGAUGUCACUGAAGAAACCGAAGAUGCCGAAUAUACUUCAUUUUUACUGCAAGAAAUCCAAGAAAUUCUUUCGAAUCCCGAUCAAGACUUGCUCAAGCAGCAUCAACAACUUGUAAAAGACGCCAACGAAUGGAUGCAAAACAAAGAUUUACCGUUCACAUUCAAACUUUCACUCCCCAAAGAGGAUUCUUUCACGGUUACCAGUAUUCACAUCACCGACAUCAGUGCGCAAAAGGAAGCCACGUGGUCUGUUGCUCGUCUCCAAGCAUGGGUAGAUGCGACAAAAGAAAAUUUCAUCGACAACCAAGCACCAUUCGCGUUAUUUGACAUCGAAUGGACCGACAUGGAAGAAGACGAAUCUCUGAAAAAAUCGGCGGAACCAUCAACGCCCAGCAAAAUCUUCUCCCGUCUCAAUGAUUUGAGAAAUUCAUUGACGAAAUCCCCGUUACAGCACAUCCGAUCGUUCAUGUCAUCGGAUUCGCCUCCAAAAUCACGACGACAAUUGAUCGCAGACUCAAACGACAAGGAAAAUCAAGACGUUCUGAACCAAGAAAAGAAUGCCUUUACGAAAUCGGCAAAGACAAUCCUUCUGGAUGUGGCUUCAUCCAACAUUAAAUUGAAACGUCUUUGUAGAAAACGCUCGAAAUCGCUAACAAACACGACAGACGAAGAUGAAAACUUGUCUUUGGCACAGCUGAAGACAAAUAUGCUCAAAAACUCGGAGAAAAUUGAAAGUAUUGUGCACCAAAUGAACUUGGUGUUGACUGAAAAUACCAUAAAAGACAGUUCGCCCAACAUUUCGAAGUCUCCAUCGAAAGCGGUGAAAUUUUUGAUCGAAUAGACUUGCCCCGAAUGACUUAGAAUUACAUGUUAACCGAUAGUUAAGAUAUUGUGUGCGCUUUUUUACACCUUUUUUUGUAAUAAAAUGACUAAUUAAUUUUUUUAUA